Oreochromis niloticus (Nile tilapia) is the source of this 2067-nucleotide messenger RNA. RefSeq names its product homeobox B6a (gene hoxb6a). The record is from RefSeq and is a predicted model, not a curated record. The coding region runs from base 212 to 1066 and encodes 284 amino acids. Gene Ontology annotation, cellular component: nucleus. Gene Ontology annotation, molecular function: RNA polymerase II cis-regulatory region sequence-specific DNA binding; DNA-binding transcription factor activity, RNA polymerase II-specific. Lineage: Eukaryota; Metazoa; Chordata; Actinopteri; Cichliformes; Cichlidae. Gene Ontology annotation, biological process: regulation of transcription by RNA polymerase II; anterior/posterior pattern specification. The transcript is spliced from 2 exons.
UAUAAAACACAACAAAUCAUAAAGUGCAGGCAGGGGAAGGCAGAGGAAGGAGGACGGGAGGGAGAACCGUUAGCUGCUAGCCGUUAGCCUCUGCCUACUCCUCCUCCUUCUCCUUCUUCAUCGAGUGAACGUUGUUAUUGUGUUUGUUUCGUGCCCUCCUGUCCUCCCCUCUCCUCUUUUCCUGUUUCUCCUCUUUUUCUUCUUUCUCCUGAUGAAUUCCUAUUUUGUCAACUCCUCUUUCCCGGUGACGCUACCGGGAACGGGUGGAAGCGGGCAGGCGGCGGCAGCAGAGUCAUUUUUGGGUCAGAUACCUCUCUACUCAUCGGGAUACGCCGCCGACCACCCGCUUAGGCACUACCCGGGGGCAGCAGCCGUUACCGCAGCCGUGGCAUACAGCGCCGGCGGACCCGGCGCACACCAGGACAAACCGUACCCGGCGUCCACCUACUACCAGCAGGCGGCCAAUGGAGCAUAUACCGGACACCGGGCGACAGCAGCAGCGGCGGGGGUCGGUGUUGGGGGCGCGACCGGAACCGGUGCCUGCGACUACGCCACGGCAGCGGCGGCAGCGGCGGCCGCAGCUGCAGCCACGAGUUUCUACAGGGAUAAGGAACACCCGUGCGCUCUGGAGGAGCAUCAGCUCGCGCUCAGUCAGGACGGCGUGCAGCGUAAAACAGAGUGCGUAGGGCUCAGUGCAAAGGGGCUAUUCGGAGAAACGAUGGAAGACAAACAGUCGGCGUCAGUGCCCAUUUAUCCAUGGAUGCAGCGGAUGAACGCCUGCAACGGGACCUUCAGUAGCCCCGGGAGACGCGGUCGGCAGACGUACACUCGCUACCAGACGCUCGAGCUGGAGAAGGAGUUUCACUUCAACCGGUACCUCACGCGGCGACGUCGGAUCGAGAUUGCGCACGCGCUGUGCCUCACGGAGCGACAGAUUAAAAUAUGGUUCCAGAACCGGAGGAUGAAGUGGAAGAAGGAGAACAAGCUGAUUAACUCCUCUUCUACAUCCUCUUCUUCUUCCUCGACGGCGAACGGAGCAGAUGAAGAGGAGAAACGGACUGAGUAAAACAGGACGAAAAAUAAACUGAUGUAAGACACGUAAAAGGAAGGGCAGAAUAGAAGAGAAGACAUGCUGAAUAAUGUCAUGCCUCCAAGUUUUUCAAGAGUACCCCCCCACCCCCGCAUUUUUCUCUCUCUCUCUCUCUGUUUUUUUUUUUUUUUUUUUUUUACCUGAGCAGUGGUGAAACAACGGAAUGGGGGAUUUAUUUUUAUCCCUCUUACAUCAACUCUUUCUGUAGGCUGUACUUGCCGCUCUGAGUGGUCUGAUAUUUGGUAAUAAUUUGUAAAACACUCUACAGCAACGGUUAUCUAACAGUGGAAAGGGACAAAUACGAUAAAAAGGGGGAGGGGAAAGGAGCAUGGCAUUAAAUUAAAGAAUACAAUAGAUGAAUAAAACUUUUUUAAAGGCCACCAACACAAGGCCACAAGUAGUUUUGAAACACAAUUUAUUGCUGCAUUCCGCCUCCGGUUUUUUUACUGUACUUUUUUAUGGCUAUGCAUAUUUAAUUUAUUUUUUAUUCUUUCAAAGACAUCAUGUAAGGCACUUGUUUUAGGGUUUAUAACUUGUUUUGGGGGCUUUAGAACUUGACUUCCGGCUGUUUCCUUCCCGAUUUUGUUUCUUAUUAUUUGUAAAUGUGUGUAGCCUUUAAUACCUUUAAGUACACGUGCAAGUAUGCUCUGCAUAUACACGAAGGGAGGAAAAACUAUUGGAGGUAUGUAUGUCUUAUGGUGUUCAUAUUUAAACUGUACAGAAAUAAGCAAGGGAAAAACGCCUUGUAUGGUGAAAAUAAUGUAACUACGGUUUCGGGGAAAUUUUCAAUAUCGGGAGACCGGUUGAAGCUUAGGGUGGGGUGGCAGUUGUUAACCUACUGAUGUUAUUCGCCAAACUACCUAAAAACAUUCAGGAAAGUGUAUAUUUUAUCGAUUUUUACAUGUUUUGUUUAUGUGUUAUUGUCAAGUAAUUACCUAUACUACCUAUGACAAAUGUUCAAUAAAAUGUAAAGGAAU